GUGCCAGUGCCUUCCAGUGACUUCCAGACCCUGUGCCAGUCAGUGCCUUCCACGUGCCGCCACUUCAACAGGUUGUAAAAUACUGCAAGAGGCCAAUGUCGGACGUGGCAAACACAUUAUAUCAAAGCCUGCAGCAGAUGACGCUGUCGGAGGAUGACCUCUGCAGGUUCGGGUAUCCACGACAACAUUUAGAGACAGGGAAGGCUGUAAUUCAUAGCCCCGAGUGUCACUACAACAUUCAAUUUCCUCACACACGGAUUUGUCAACGAUGUAAAACUUCUUACAGUGUUGACGAGCUUGGGUACUCUACUACACCGAGUACGUGUGCCUACCACUGGUCCAAGCUGUCGACUGGCUCUGAGCCUAUCUACUACUGCUGCCGUCGUAAUCAGUUAUCUCCAGCAUGCUCGACAGCUCCACAGCACGUCUCUGAUGGAAUAGAACCCAAUAACUUGAUUGGCUUUAUCAGCACACAACAUAAUAAUUUCAUAGGAAAAAAAGGAAUCUUUGCCAUAGACUGCGAGAUGGUGUUUACCACAGCUGGGAUGGACGUGGCAGCCAUCUCCAUUGUAGACUCCAACUGUGAGAAGGUGUACGAGACGCUCGUGGUGCCUGACGCCCCCAUCAUUGACUUCAACACUAAACACUCAAGCCUGACCAGACAACAGUUCCUAGGAGUUACUACACGACUUCAAGAUGUCCACAACAAGUUACUCACGCUUGUCGACAGUCACACCAUACUCGUAGGUCACGGGUUGAACAAUGACCUGCUAAGGCUGAAGGUGAUACAUGAUAACAUCGUGGAUACCAGCGUGCUGUAUCCCCACCCAAGAGGGUUGCCCUUCAAAGCAGCACUGGUAUUCUUGCAGAACAAGCACUUGGGACGGGGCCCAAAACACACGACAGGAUUAAAGUGUCGAGGCGACGCCCAGGCAGCCAUGAGACUCGUCCAUCUCAAAUGCAAGCGUCCUAUUAUUUUCAAAGUUUGGGACGACUCAGGCAAGCGUCCCAUUAUUUUCAAAGUUUGGGACGACUCAGGCAAGCGUCCUAUUAUUUUCAAAGUUUGGGACGACUCAGGCAAGCGUCCCAUUAUUUUCAAAGUUUGGGACGACUCAGGCAAGCGUCCUAUUAUUUUCAAAGUCUGGGACGACUCAGGCAAGCGUCCUAUUAUUUUCAAAGUUUGGGGCGACUCAAACAAGCGUCCUAUUAUUUUCAAAGUUUGGGACGACUCAGGCAAGCGUCCCAUUAUUUUCAAAGUUUGGGACGACUCAGGCAAGCGUCCCAUUAUUUUUAAAGUUUGGGACGACUCAGGCAAGCGUCCUAUUACUUUCAAAGUUUGGGACGACUCAGGCAAGCGUCCUAUUAUUUUGAAAGUUUGGGACGACUCAGGCAAGCGUCCUAUUAUUUUGAAAGUUUGGGACGACUCAGGCAAGCGUCCUAUUAUUUUGAAAGUUUGGGACGACUCAGGCAAGCGUCCUAUUAUUUUGAAAGUUUGGGACGACUCAGGCAAGCGUCCUAUUAUUUUCAAAGUUUGGGACGACUGGCAUUACGAUCUUUCCUAA
Molecule: messenger RNA, 1562 nt
Organism: Procambarus clarkii (red swamp crayfish)
Lineage: Eukaryota; Metazoa; Arthropoda; Malacostraca; Decapoda; Cambaridae
Product: RNA exonuclease 1 homolog
Cellular component (GO): nucleus
Molecular function (GO): exonuclease activity; nucleic acid binding
Source: RefSeq, a predicted model, not a curated record